Cygnus olor (mute swan) is the source of this 7643-nucleotide messenger RNA. RefSeq names its product ubiquitin specific peptidase 28 (gene USP28). Gene Ontology annotation, cellular component: nucleus; cytosol. Bases 3173 to 6589 code for a protein of 1138 amino acids. The record is from RefSeq and is a predicted model, not a curated record. The transcript is spliced from 26 exons. Gene Ontology annotation, biological process: DNA damage checkpoint signaling; regulation of protein stability; protein deubiquitination. Lineage: Eukaryota; Metazoa; Chordata; Aves; Anseriformes; Anatidae. Gene Ontology annotation, molecular function: protein binding; cysteine-type deubiquitinase activity; cysteine-type endopeptidase activity.
UAACACGUCGUGUAUCAGUGAUUUGUUCCGGAGGGCGUGUGCUGGCUUUGUAGGAAGGGCGCGCAGAUAGUCCCGCGUGGCUUUCUCUUGACAGCCUUCUAAAAUUUUCACCUCUGUAACGUCCGUCAUGAGUUUUCUCCUUUCUCUGUUACCUGGAACAUCUUCUGACACCCGUUACAAAGGCUGCUGCUCUGAACUUCGGUGGUGCCUCGCCUGCAGCAGGCAGGGGUCGGGACGGCGGCACUCGGCAGGGUGCGUGGCUCUGUGCACGGGCCUGCUCUCGUGGGCAACCUGUGGCACUCGGUCCAGGGGGUGAGAGCACGCAGGCAGGGCACGUGGACCGCUCGUCUGAGAGCGUCCUGCAGCGCCUCUGUGCUCUUAGGACAUGAGAAGCAUUUCUCAGGGGCGGCGUUGAAGGAAUUUGCAGGAAGAAGGUAUCGGUGAGUGCACCGUGCAUUUAGAAGAUGUGUUUGUGUGGCAGCGGUUCCAGGUUUGUGCAGGGCCAGCGUCAGGAAAGUGCACGAUGUACAGGAGCCUGUGUACACGCGUGCUGAUGGACAGGGAGCUAGCAGGCCAUCGCUCCUUGUCUUGAUGGAUGUUGGUUUGUAAAAAGUCUCGUUUCAGGAAUGUAAGCAUUGUUGGUGCUACCGUCUGUAGGUUUUCAGGCCUCUUCAUAUCCAUUUUGCUGGGUUGAUAAAAAGCGCAAUUGAGUUGCAGCGGCUGAAGGUCAUCUGCUCUGCAUGCCUCUUCCGUGCCAGCUACAACAUCUGCCUUGCACGCUGUUAUUUAUGGAGCCCCUUGAACUUAUGCACCUCAUUUACACCCUUCCCUGUUUCCAGUUUCUCCUCAAAACAAACUACUUGUGCUCAUAUCAUAUUAAGGAAAAUGGCAAAACCUAUCGGCUUUAUCAUUUGAUAGUUGACCAUGUAAUUUUUAUCUCCGAUACCUUCCAUUCCUCUCAGCAUCUUGAUUCUAGAGUCAUCUCCUGUUGCCAUAAUCUAAUACUAAUAGCAUUGUCAUUGUGGCUGUUAUUUUUCUGGGAGGUCAGGUUUCAGUGUUUGCUUUGGUUUUAAAGGUGUAAUGUGUAUUAACAGAUGUAGCAUGCUACCACUAUUGUUUUGAAAACAGCUGUGGAGCUUGUUUUAAAGUACCAUGGAGCAUAACUCCAAAAGCAAUCAACCAGACUAGUUAGAAAAACAAAAAUACUCUCCAAAAACUUAACAAAUUGUACGCACAGAGUGUCGUUCCCAUUGGCUUUUGUGGGCUGCCAGUCAGCCGCAAGCCUCUUGAAACUUGUUGUACAGGAUAAACUUCCUGCUGUUAAUACAAAUGUUUCAUAUGAAAGGCUGAAUAAAAUUACCCUAGAAAUCAGCAGAAUAUUAAGCGGUAACUUAGAACUGUGGGCUGGUAAUUAGUUUUUAUGUUUACUGCAGCCUUUGCGAGUCCUUCUUUCGGUGAAGAAGAAAAGCCGAUGAAAUCAUGCCCUGUCCUGCCUUGGAUUUCAUUAUUGCAGUGUGGUUUAUUAGCAUGGAUUUUUCUCCAAUGGAAACAUAUGCCCCGCAGCGUUAGGUAGGGUUAGCCAACAGGAAUACAGCUCACUAAGGUAGCAAAAUUAGCAGCAUGAUGUAAUUGGUUUGCCGUAGUGAAAGUAUUCCUGUCCUGAGGCUCAUGCUCUUGGCUUCUUAUCACACACAGUGUCUCAUUGUGCUGCUGGCUCACUGUGAGGGUUUCCAGAACAUCUCAGCUCUUAGGUUUUUAGGUGCAGGGACUAAAAAAGCGUGUGUGAGGGAUUGGGAAGGAUGUGUGCACAUACUCAUGCUUUUUUUUGUAGCAGCUUCCCAAAAGAGUAAUUUAAAUAGGAAUACGAUGAGUAACUUGUUGGGAGAAUUCCCAUCAAAAAAAAGAAAUGGGAUUUGUCUUUUAACCAGCCACCUGUGUGGAUGCAUGCUAUUUUUAAGAUAUUUGUGCAUGGAAUAGCAUCUGUCAGCAGUAUGGAUGGAUAUAUAGCUCAAAAAAGUAGCUGAUGUUACUGGUUACAACUUGUGCUGCAGUUGCGUUAAAACAUCUUAAGAUUUUUCCCAGUGAUUAGAGUAAGUAGAAAUUUGAAUUUAUUGCUCCGCAGCAUUCCCAGUUAAGAAUAAUUAAACGCAUGAUCUUAAGAAACUAGGAUCCAUUGGACUGCACUGGCAGCAGGAUGCCAGAUAGCCUUUAUAAGUCAGGCAUACACGACGCAGUCCGUGCUGUUUGUCCUGCAUCAAAUCCUUGCUGUGCCACGCGCGAUUCCAGCAUUGCAGAGCUGCAUCUCCUGGUGUCGGCUUUCACUGGCGCUGGGCUGCCGGCAGCUGCUGCUCCAAAGGGGGACGACGGGACCUCACUGCUCGCUGCUGGGGGAGCUGGCAUUCCCCAGAACUAUGCUGUUUAAGUUAUUCAUAGCACUGCAGCACUUGUUGGGCACAGUGACUGCUCCUGUGGAAAAAAAGGUGCGCCUGGUCGUUUGUGCAAACCUCUUUAUAGGCAGCGUUGCAUGCUUGCGGGUAUCUCUUACGAGAUGCAGGCUGUUCAGGAAAGUUAGUUCUGUAACGUGGACGCCGGUCUUAUUCCAUCAGCCAUAACUGUGUUCACCGGUGAUGGGCUUUGCUACCUUCCGGGCAAUAAACGCUUUUAGCCAAGCGUCUUUCACUGUUCUGUUCUUGGGGCCAAUGCUUUUACGUGUCCCUCACCAGGUACUUUGUGUGGCUAAACUCAAGUCUGUUUUCCACUUAACAACCCCUAAAGCAUAUAAGGAUUUGACAAAUCUGUUAAGAAAAUGAUUACAGAAUUGUUCUUAGGUGUCUAAGCUGAGAAUAUAUUGUUGGCCGUGGCCAUGGCUUACAGACAGCAGCAAGUAGCUGACCAAACCCUGAGUUGCUGUGAGGUGAGAAGGACAAGCAAUGGAAACUUCUUGGGCCCCUCUUCUGAUGCCUCAUUGUGAGUGAGAGAUGACGUGCACAAGUGGCAUGUGCAGCCAGGCUUAAAAUAGCCCCUCUCCAAUCCCCCGAGAGCUUACCAGGUUCCUUAUAUGUCCUGCUGCAGAUGCUACUGCUUUUAGGAGAGCUGUGCCGGUGUCCCACAGGUGUGGUUCAUCUGACGGAGUGCAUGGUGCUUCAUCUGAGGCCUGCCAACAUGCUCUUGAAUGUACAACAGAUCGAAAGAUUGCCAGAUGCUUUUAAACCAACUGAAAGAGAUAACAGGAAUUCAGGAUUCAGCUUUCCUUCAAGCAGCUCUAAAGGCUGCUAAUGGAGACCUAAUGGAAGCAGUCACCUUCCUCACAGAGGAGCAUGCUCAAGAGCCUGCUCAGGACACAGCUGCUGCAGAGCCAUCUGCUUGGGAAGGGAGUGCUGUGGGCAAACAGCUUCCACAAAAUGGUGCUGCACUCAACCCUAACAACAAAGAAGACCUCCACACAGUUGUUUUCAGAGGACUGGAAUCACCAAAAGGUCAAGCUGCAGAAAGAGAUGUUGAAAGACCGCAGGAAGUACAUUCUGCUGAAAACAAAAAUCGUUCCAAAAGGAAACGCUGUGAAGUUUGGGGAGAGAAUCCCAAAGCGAGUGACUGGAGAAGAGUGGGCGACUGGCCUGUUGGAAUGAAAAACAUUGGUAAUACAUGUUGGUUUAGCGCUGUCAUACAGUCUCUCUUUCAGUUGCCAGAAUUUCGGAGGCUGGUCCUUGGCUACUCUCUGCCACAAAAUGUACUUGAAAGUUGUCAUAGUCGCACUGGAAAAAGAAAUAUUGCAUUCAUGCAAGAACUUCAGUGUCUGUUUGCUUUAAUGCUGGGAACACGUCGUAAGUUUGUGGACCCUUCUGCAGCACUGGAACUUUUAAGGGAUGCAUUUAGAUCAGCUGAAGAACAGCAGCAAGAUGUGAGUGAAUUUACACACAAACUACUGGAUUGGCUGGAAGAUGCAUUCCAGCUUGCUGUGAAUGUCAAAAGCCCUGCAGAUAAAUCUGAAAACCCAAUGGUACAACUUUUCUAUGGCACUUUCUUGACUGAAGGUGUCCAUGAAGGCAACACUUUUUCCAAGAUCGAAACCUUUGGUCAGUAUCCCCUUCAGGUAAAUGGUUAUCGAAACUUGAAUGAGUGCUUGGAAGGAGCCAUGGUGGAGGGAGAAAUGGAUGAGGAGACAGCAACUCAGCCAGUGAAAUAUGGACAGGAGCGCUGGUUUACAAAGCUUCCACCAGUAUUGACCUUUGAACUCUCCCGAUUUGAGUUCAAUCAGUCACUGGGACAGCCAGAAAAAAUUCACACCAAGCUAGAAUUUCCUCAGACUAUUUAUAUGGACAGGUACCUUUACUGCAGCAAAGAGCUUAUUCAGAUGAAGAGGGAAGAAAUGAAGAAAUUAAAGGAGAGAAUGAUGCUUCUGCAACAGAAACUGGAAAGGUACAUGAAAUAUGGCUCUGGCCCAGCUCGCUUUCCACUACCUGACAUGCUCCAGUAUGUUCUUGAAUUCAUCACUACAAAGUCUGCUGUACCUGCGUCUCCUGUGUGUGUGUCUUCGUCUCAGGACUCUGAGACAACUGUCCUGCAGUCCCAAGCUGGAUCAUGCAUUUUGGACAUGCUUUCACAGCCAAACAACGUACUAGAAAGAAAGGAUACUAAGACUGAAGAUGCAGCUGUCUUUUUGGCAAAUUCCUCGCCGCAGAAAAAAAUGAAUGUGCCACUCCAGCCUUCUGGUUCACCAGCAGAAAUAUCUGAACGGCCAGCUCCUCAUGUGGUUUCUGAGGAAGAGAUGAACCUUGUUAGGACAUGUCUACAGAGAUGGAGAAAUGAGAUUGAACAAGAUGUGCAAGAUCUGAAGGAGUCUAUUACCAGAGUUAACCUAUCCAUUGAGCAAAUGUACUGUGACCCUCUCCUCCAACAGGUUCCCUAUCGUUUGCAUGCAGUCUUGGUACAUGAAGGGCAAGCAAAUGCUGGUCACUACUGGGCCUACAUAUAUGACCAGCCUCGAAAAAGAUGGCUCAAAUACAAUGACAUCUCAGUGACAGAAUCAUCAUGGGAAGAAUUGGAGAGGGAUUCAUUUGGUGGCUCGAAGAAUGCUAGUGCCUACUGCCUGAUGUACAUAAGUGAUAAGGUGUCCCGGUUUGUUGCAGAUGAAGAUGAUGGCUCAGAGGUUGGACAGUUUCAGAAGGAGGUUGAAGCCUUGCCCCCCGAACUGAGACACUACAUUCAAGAAGACAAUUGGCGACUUGAGCAGGAGGCAGAGGAGUGGGAGGAAGAGCAAUCUUGCAAGAUUCCUCAGAUGGAGCCAUCAGCUGCUUCUGAAUCACAGGACCUCUCUUCUGAAUCAGGACUAGAUCAGUCUUCAGUCUGUGAGCAGAGUGUUCGUUCUCUGUCUUCUGAGCAUGCCAUGAUUGCAAAGGAUCAGACUGCCAAGGCCAUUGCAAACACAGCCAAUGCCUAUGAAAAGAAUGGUGUUGAGGCAGCUCUCUGCGAGCCAAAGGAGGUAGAACCAAUGAAGGCCCACCUGGGAGAAACAACCUUUACAGUUCAGGCAGAACAACCACAAGAUGCUAAAGAAACAGAGUCUGCUGCCCAAACUAGCUCACAGGUCUCUGAAGUGGAAAUCCCCAGUGUGGGGAAGAUUCCUGUUAGAUCUGAUGCAGAUGGAUAUAAUGAGGAGGUGAUGCUGAGUCCAGCCAUGCAAGGUGUCAUCCUGGCUAUUGCAAAAGCCCGCCAGACCUUUGAUCGAGAUGGGUCUGAAGCAGGGCUUGUUAAGGCAUUCCAUGAGGAAUACUCCAGGCUCUAUCUCCUUUCCAAAGAGACCCCUACCCCUCAGAACGAUGCCCGGUUGCAACAUGUGCUCGUUUACUUCCUGCAAAACAAUGCUCCCCAACAGGUUGUGGAACGGACCCUUCUCGAACAGUUUGCAGAUAAAAACCUCAGCUAUGAUGAAAGGUCAAUUAGCAUUAUGAAGGUAGCACGAGCUAAGCUGAGAGAAAUUGGUCCUGACGAGGUCGAUAUGGAGGAGUAUAAGAGAUGGCAUGAAGACUACAGCCUUUUUCGCAAGGUAUCUGUUUACCUGCUUACAGGGUUGGAGCUGUAUCAGAACAGAAAGUACCAGGAGUCCCUGACCUACCUGGUCUAUGCCUACCAAAGUAACACCACUCUGCUGAUGAAAGGAACCAAUAGAGGAGUGAAUGAAUCGCUGAUUGCCUUGUACAGAAGAAAGUGUCUCUUGAAGUUGAAUGAGGUGGCAGCAUCUCUGUUUGUAAGUUGUGAAGAAGCUCGUGUGGCAGAGGGCAUUAGUAUCCUGAAUGAGCUGAUCAUCCCUUGCAUGCACCUCAUGAGCACCUGUGACAUCUGCCAAGAAGAUCUGGAUGCCAUUGAGGUCAUGAGAAACCGCUGGUGCUCCUAUUUGGGACAAGAAGACAUGGAUGCAAACCUGCAGAUGAAGCUGGGCGAAUUGCUUCCCAGGCUGCUCGACUGCUCUGCGGAGGUCAUUGUGCUGAAAGAGCCCCCGAAGAUCCGGCCCAACUCCCCGUACGACCUCUGCAGCCGCUUUGCAGCUGUGAUGGAGUCCAUUCACGGCGCCUCAACUGUGACUGUAAAAUAGAUGGCAGACUUUCCACCCUGAUAUGGCGUACUAUAAACCACCUUCACAGCGUCCUCCUAUCAGGCAGUAUUUAAAAGGGAGAGGGAAGAGAAUAGGUGAUUCAUAUUCAGACCUGUGUUUUUUGUAAAUAUGAAAGAAUAAAAAGCAGUAUUGCACUUUUGAGAUAAUAUGUUAAGUAAGAAUGCAAAGGACGUGAACCACUGUUACUAAUAUGAUCCAACAGGUACCUGACAAUUCCAUCUGCUUUAUAUUCGCAAGACCAAAUGGGGAGCUUUUUUUUUGUUUUGGCAACUUUCUACACUGUCCAGCAGGCACAUAUCACUGGGAUUGUGACAAUAGCAGAGGAAGAGAUUGGCUCAUCUAGUGAGCAAAACUAUUAGCUCUCAAUCUGUCAGACACAUUUACAUCUUCCUAAAUUAUUAGCUGCAAGACAUUAUAUAUUCAGAUCUUGCCAAGCUUCUGCUAGCAGAAGUCUGAAUUGUGUGAUUAGGAAGCUGAGAGGAACAAUGGCACUCACUCUCUAUCAUGUGGUCAGUCGUGCAUGCAACUGCAUAUUUUAGUUAAGUCAAACAGGCAUUUGCCUUUUGUAUUUUAACUGGCAAAAGAAAAUAUGCAGGAUUCUUCCUCUGAGAAAGUCGAAAGCAAAUAACGUCAGUGACAAGAGAAAGGACAGAACUGUAAAGAUUGCCUCCACCACGCUUGUGCUACAGUGAUAGCUGACUGGUUAAAGGACAUAAAACCCCUGAAGCGUAUUCCCCUCUUGGAUUGGAAAGUGAACUUCCUUCUCACCACUGGUGGAUUUUCAGUGCUGGAUUAGUGAUGAUAACUGUAAAGGUUAGAAUCAGCUCUUUUUAUUUUUUUAAAUUUUUUAAUUAACUUUCCUUAAAAAAAAAAAAAGCAAGCCCAUUUGGAUUUCCUUUCAUGAGCAGCCUGUAAUUGUGUUUGGACUCUGGCAAUUGUUUAAACCAGAUGCUCUAAGUAAGAGGAGAGGGUAAGCCUGUUUGUUAGGACUAUGCAGGUUUUCUAAAAGUGCAAUAAAAGCAUUUGUUCUAUG